Messenger RNA from Dichotomopilus funicola, 285 nucleotides. RefSeq lists its product as uncharacterized. Lineage: Eukaryota; Fungi; Ascomycota; Sordariomycetes; Sordariales; Chaetomiaceae. The record is from RefSeq and is a predicted model, not a curated record. The transcript is spliced from 4 exons. The coding region runs from base 1 to 285 and encodes 94 amino acids.
AUGGCGCCGUGGGGACGGCUACUAUGGGCUGUGUACCUACGGGUUGAGGACGUGAUCGUGGCCCAGAUCCUGCGCAGUCCGACCUUCCACCGAGGCGUCCGGCGAGUCCACCGACACGUGGAGGAUAUCCGGUACGGACGCGAUCCGAACGAUCCGUUGCGGCCGGGCGAGGCGACAGCCGAACAGAAAGGGUCGAGUGGCUUUUUUAAGCAUUUUGUUGAGGAAUUGCGGAAUCAGGCGCGGGGGAAACCGACUGAGCCGCCUCCGGCUCCGCCGAGGAAGUGA